Messenger RNA from Medicago truncatula (barrel medic), 1244 nucleotides. Its product is annotated as 5-formyltetrahydrofolate cyclo-ligase-like protein COG0212. Lineage: Eukaryota; Viridiplantae; Streptophyta; Magnoliopsida; Fabales; Fabaceae. The record is from RefSeq and is a predicted model, not a curated record. Bases 33 to 1070 code for a protein of 345 amino acids. The transcript has 6 exons. Gene Ontology annotation, cellular component: cytoplasm.
GUAACUAACAAACCGAGAAUUUUUUACCCAAAAUGGAAACACAAGCAUUACGGUUACGCUAUCCAUUCACUCUCUCUCCUCUUUACCGCUCUCUCUCCACAAAACCACACACUUCCAUUUCAUUCAAACUGGAAGCCACCAACAGCAACAACAACAAAGCUUCCUUCAAUGAAGCCGCUUUCGAGGCGGAGCGGCUCACCCUCGACGCUGAAGCUCGUCGAGCAAUGGCGGUUGAGGAGGAGAAAUCUUCGAUGCAGGAUGAUCCAAAAGCUUGGAAAUGGGUGAUUAGAAAGAGGAUAUGGGAUUUGAUGGAAGGGAAUAAUUUUGCUCAGAAUCCUAGACCUGUUCAUCAUAGGAUUCCUAAUUUUGUUGGUGCUUCUCUUGCUGCUGAUAAGAUGAGGGCACUAGAUGUGUUCCGCGAUGCACAAUGUGUGAAGGUUAACCCAGAUUCUCCUCAGAAACCAGUCAGAUUUCUCACUCUUUCAGAUGGAAAGAAAUUGUUAACUCCUCAACCACGUCUGAGGACAGGUUUUUUCUCUGUAAUUGAGUCAAAUAUGUUAACUUCGGGUACCAUCAAGGAAGCAUGUACUUCUGUUGGGGUUGCCAAAUAUGGUCGACCAAUUGGAUUAGAUGAAAAGAUAAAAGUAGAUCUUAUUGUUAUUGGAUCUGUCGCUGUUGACCCGAACACAGGUGCUCGAUUAGGAAAGGGAGAGGGAUUUGCAGAACUUGAGUAUGGUAUGUUGCGUUAUAUGGGAGCUAUCGAUGAUUCAACACUAGUUGUUACCUCAGUGCAUGACUGCCAAUUGGUGGAUGACAUUCCAGUUGAAAAACUGUUAAUCCAUGAUGUACCAGUGGAUAUCAUUUGUACUCCAACUCAGGUCAUUUUUACAAAUACAUCCAUUCCAAAGCCUCAAGGAAUUUAUUGGGACAAAUUGUCUCCUGAAAAGCUGGGACAAAUUCGUAUACUUAGAGAGCUCAAGAGGAGGAUUGAAUUAGAGAUUGGAAAGAAGCUUCCUACUGGUCCGUCAGAGAAAUUACCCCCUACUGCUCAAAGAAAUAGAAGAGGUUAAAUAGUAAAUAUGAGUUUUGAUGGAUUUAUGUACAUAUUUGAAAUGUUUAACAUAUACUUCAAAAGGAAAUGUUGUAUAAGGCUAUAUGAAUACCAGUUCUUAAGUAAUUGAAGCAAGCACUUGCCCAAUCUGAAUAUUGCUUAUUGUUAAAUGUUACUAAUUGGAUUUCAUGGA